Molecule: messenger RNA, 801 nt
Organism: Nicotiana tabacum (common tobacco)
Lineage: Eukaryota; Viridiplantae; Streptophyta; Magnoliopsida; Solanales; Solanaceae
Source: RefSeq, a predicted model, not a curated record
AUGCCACCAUGCCUUAAGAUAUAUGACGGUACCACCGAUCCAGAAGAGCAUAUCAUCCACUACGUCACAGCUGUAAAAGGUAAUGAUCUUUCGAAAGAACAUGUACCAUUGGUGCUACUGAAAAAGUUCGGCGAAACCCUAAUGGGAGGAGCCCUGAUCUGGUACUCCCAACUACCGGCACGUUUGAUAGCAACGUUCGAAGAAAUAGCAGAAGAGUUUGUCACCGCCCAUGCAUGGGCCAAAAAGGUAGAAGCUAGAGUAAACGACAUAUUUACCAUUAGGCAGAUGCACGACGAGGGACUCAAGGACUUCUUAGCUCGGUUCAAUAGGGUAAGAAUUAUCUUGCCAAAUGUGUCAGAGGGAAUGGCGGUAGCAACCUUACAGAACGGACUAAACAGGAACGGGUCGAGAGUGACCAGAAAAUUGUUAAGCAGGCUCAUAAAAUACCCUCCAACCACUUGGGAAGAAAUCUGUAACGCCUACUGCCCCGAGGUAAGAGCCGACGAGGACGACCUCAACGAAAUAGUGUACAUACUAGAGAAACUCGGUACAAAGGUACAAUGGCCGCAAAAGAUGAAGCCAGACCCAAGCCCCCGAAAGUCUAACGCUCUCUGCAAAUUCCACCAGGAAAGGGGUCACAAAACCGAAGAUUGCAUUGGACUGCGGCAGGAGGUAGUGAGAAUGCUAAAUCAGGGACACCUAAAAGAAUUGCUGAGCGAUCGAGGACGGGCUAACUUUGCCCGCGGACGCGAACAAUCCCAGGGACCUCCAAAACUGCCUUCUCCCCCUCGCACUAUAUAG